AGGAAUCGUAUAACAGUAGGACCUAAGUCAAUUAUUUGUCAAGAAACAGAACUUAGAGGCGAGAUUUCUAUUGGCACUGUUCUUCAUCCCCAGUGCCGCAUUAUUGCUGAAAAUGGUCCAAUUUAUAUUGGAAAAAAUAAUAUUAUAGAAGAGAACGUUAUUAUUUUUAAUAAACAAUCCACGCCACUUGUCAUUGAUGUAGAAGGUACACGUAUCGGUAACAAUAAUAUUAUGGAAGCAAGAUCUCGUAUUUUAGGUAGUACAGCAGUUGGAAACUAUUGUGUCUUUGGUGCAGGUUGCUCAACGGAAAGUAAUGAAACAAUACCUGAUUUAACUGUUAUAUAUGGGGCUGAAUCAAAAAGAAGAACACAAAGUCAGCCAUUACCGGAACAAGCAAUACUUCACACAAGACAUUUAGACUAUUUACGAGAAGUUUUACCAAAAUAUAAUCAUUUAAAGAAAUUGGAAACAAAUUAA
This is a messenger RNA of Cokeromyces recurvatus, 477 nucleotides long. Its product is annotated as trimeric LpxA-like protein. Lineage: Eukaryota; Fungi; Mucoromycota; Mucoromycetes; Mucorales; Mucoraceae. Gene Ontology annotation, biological process: mitotic spindle organization. Gene Ontology annotation, molecular function: dynein complex binding. The record is from RefSeq and is a predicted model, not a curated record. The transcript is spliced from 5 exons. The annotation marks the transcript as partial. Gene Ontology annotation, cellular component: dynactin complex.